AGACUCUGCAGUGGCCGGAGACGGAUACACAGCAUCUGGCCAGCAGGGUGUUUCGAGGAGCAGGUAUGUCUGUCCUGUACCCAUCUCUGGAGGACCUGAAGGUGGGCCAAGUCAUCCAGGCCCAAGCCAGAGCCACACCCAGGAUGCUCACACCAUCGACCUCCAUGGCUUCUGCACCCCCGCUUUCAGAGUUGUACCCAAAUUUGGCAGAAUUGGAGAGUUACAUGGGGUUGUCCCUCUCUAGCCAAGAAGUCCAGAAGAGCCUGCCUCAGAUUCCAGAUGGUGACAAUAUGAUGGUCACUAGCCCUGGGCCUAGCCAGGUGGUAGCACCAGUCUCUGGGAACAACCUGGGUGUGUUGCGUGCAGAGAUCAAACCCGGAGUGCGUGAGAUCCAUCUGUGCAAGGACGAGUGUGGCAAGACUGGACUGCGCCUGCAGACUGUUGACAAGGGGCUCUUUGUGCAGCUGGUUCAGGCCAAUACCCCCGCAUCCCUCGUGGGGUUACGCUUUGGGGACCAGAUCCUGCAGAUUGAUGGGUGUGACUGUGCGGGGUGGAGCACACACAAAGCUCACAAAGCCUUGAAGAAGGCAUCAGCCGAGAAGAUCGUCAUGAUUGUGCGGGACAGGCCAUUCCAGCGGACUGUCACGAUGCACAAGGACAGCUCAGGCCAAGUUGGCUUUUUCAUCAAGAAGGGGAAGAUUGUAUCUGUGGUAAAGGGAAGCUCCGCAGCCCGUAAUGGGCUUCUCACCAACCACUAUGUGUGUGAGGUGAACGGACAGAACGUGAUUGGGCUGAAGGACAAAAAGAUUACAGAGAUCCUGACCACAGCUGGAAACGUCAUCACACUGACCCUCAUUCCUACUGUGAUCUAUGAGCACAUGGUCAAAAAGUUGUCCCCGUUGCUGCUGCAGCACACCAUGGACCACUCCAUUCCAGACAUCUGAAGUCACAGGGCAGCCCAGGCCUCCCACCAUUCUGCAGCGAAGAUGGCAACAGUUGCAGAUGGUUUGCUGCUCGGGUCUGGGCGUUUCAGGGGCAUGUCCCAGGGGGAUACAUAGUGGAUGAGUCUGUCAUUGCUGUUUCCUAACUCCUUGGAUCCUGAUUCCUAGCAAUGCUGCAGCACAGAUGUGAUGCAGGCACUUGGUUCUCUGUGCUCCAGAUGCUGGGCACUUAGGCAGAACAGCAGAAUGUCACCGAGUGCUGCUGGGUCCCUUUGCAGAAUUUUGCCUCUUCUAGAAGUCAGUCACUUGACAGAGGAAUUCCUUGUGUGUUGCCUUCAUUGAUCUUUAUCACGGAUGUGUAUAGAUCACUUGUGUAACCCUUGACUGUCUGUAGGUUAGUUGUGACUCUUGACUGUAUAUCUGUAGGUUAGUUGUGACCCUUGACUAUCUGUCUGUAGGUUAGUUGUG
Messenger RNA from Microtus ochrogaster (prairie vole), 1409 nucleotides. It is a transcript of the gene Sdcbp2, whose product is annotated as syndecan binding protein 2. The record is from RefSeq and is a predicted model, not a curated record. Gene Ontology annotation, molecular function: protein binding. NCBI's taxonomy places the organism in Eukaryota, Metazoa, Chordata, Mammalia, Rodentia, Cricetidae. Gene Ontology annotation, cellular component: cytoplasm; plasma membrane.